Zootoca vivipara (common lizard) is the source of this 2285-nucleotide messenger RNA. RefSeq names its product tumor necrosis factor receptor superfamily member 6. NCBI's taxonomy places the organism in Eukaryota, Metazoa, Chordata, Lepidosauria, Squamata, Lacertidae. Gene Ontology annotation, biological process: positive regulation of apoptotic process; TRAIL-activated apoptotic signaling pathway. The record is from RefSeq and is a predicted model, not a curated record. Gene Ontology annotation, molecular function: protein binding. Gene Ontology annotation, cellular component: cell surface; plasma membrane.
UUGGGAGAGGCGUGGUGCUUUUUCGUCCCAUUUGGAGGGAGAUAUGGCGGUUGUGCUGAGGGUAGCGGUGCUGACGGCCUUAGUGCUGGUGGUUGAAUCUCCAUGGUGGAUACCUCAAUGUGAUCAUGAACAGUAUCUUGAUUCUGGGGGACAUUGUUGCAAACGAUGCCCUGCAGGUACCCAUGUUGCUGAAAGCUGCAUUAAGCCACAUACUUCUGGAAUUUGUGCACCCUGCCACGAAGGAAUAGACUACACUGCUCAUGCAAAUGGAUUUCAGAAAUGCUUGCCUUGUGAUGAAUGCAAAUUUGGUUUUGAAAUGGUGAAGAGCUGCACUGUGAAGAGUAACACUGAAUGUCGGUGCAAAGCUGGGUAUUACUGCCCCCCAAGCUGCGAGGAAUGUGUUAGGUGCAAGACAAAGUGUCCUGAAGGGCAGAUUCCUGUGCAAAACUGCAAUGCCACUACAGAUAUGAAGUGUGGCUCUCCUACAGAAACCAAGGAUGCCACUUCACUUCAUAUAGUCAUUACAUUUGUUGUUGUUUUUGUUGUUGUUUUUAUCAUUGGAUUUGGUGCUUUUGCAUUAAUUCGCUGGAAGUCUACAAGAAAUGGUUUCUGUCAAAGCGAUGAAGAAACUUCUCCCCAACCUUGGUGGGAACACUGUAACAAAAAGAAACCUGGACCAAAUGGAGCUUCAUCUGAAUCGCUGCUUGUAAAUCAGAUAGAAAAGCCAGGACCUGUAUCGGAAAACAAGUUGCCUGGGAAUACUGACAGAAGUGACCUGGCAGCGGGCAGCACAAAUGAAGAACCUCUCCUGGGAAGCACUGAAUCCACCGCUGCAAGCCUGCAGCCCAAUGGUUCAAGGCAACAACCUGUAGUAGUUGUGGCUAAAAACUAUGAUUUUAAAGUGCUGGACGAAAUCUAUUUAGACUCAAGGAAGAUGGUACCACUGCACUACUGGAAGGAUCUUAUGAGGAAGAGUGGCUUAGAAGACAAUUACAUGGAAGAAAUAGAGCGUGAUCACCCUUCGCAAACCAAUGAACAACGUUAUCAGAUGCUAAAAACUUUACAAAACAGAUAUGGCAUUAAGGAUGCUUUGCUUAAAUUAUUAAACGGCAUAUGGGCUUUGAAGCUUACAAAUAUUUAUGAAAAUCUAACAAAUGAAUUAAAAAGCAAAGGUAUAAUAACACUGGAGACCGAAGACUAAUAUUUAGAUUUUUUAAAUAAAACUGAACAAGAGCAGAAUCUGCAAACUACAAAUUGUAUGGGUCUGGCUGACCUUAUUUUAGUGCAUGUAACUGCUGAGUAAGCAGAACACACUGCUAAUAUGGUAAGUAUGGAGACUAGUACCAUUUGUCUGGAGGACAGAACAAUGCAUGAUGUAUAUAUAUAUAUAUAUCUACAUCUGUGUAUUUUGUAACAUCAAAAUGUGAGAUUGUAACUUGAACUCCUGUGAAUUGCUGUACUUGAGCAUUUUUAAACAAAGAAGGUAGGAAAUGAAUGUACACAGGUUCAAAGAAGGUAGGAAAUGAAUGUACACAGUGCAGAAUGAUCCAAUUUUACACCAUUUUCAAAUAUCCAGUGAAAUUGUUACUGUUAGAUAUUCAGCAGAAAGGACUGAAGUAUAUUCUAUCUUAAACACUCUUACAUUAUCAAAAAAAUAAUGUUCUUUAUAAAAUGUGCUUCCUAUUGUGACCAAACUUCAGUGUAAUACCAAAGGUUUUACAUAAAUUGCAAAGCGUUUUUAUUAACGUUCAGCAGGCUGAAACGGGACAUAAUUUGUUUGAAGCCAGAACUGCAGGGUUAUAAAAUCAUGUAGAAGUGUUAUUCGGGGGGUGGGGGAGAGAGAGAGAGAGACUUGAGACUUUACAUUUUCAAUGAAAUCUUAGAAUUAUGAAUUUUAUUUUUUAUAUUUAGAAAAUAUGCCACUUGCAAAUCUUUUGCAAAUCAUUUGUAUUUAAACACUUGUCAAUAAACACUUUCUACUGUAAAAAUUCAUUGCUUAUGUCAUAUGUGGGGAAAUUUACAAGGAAAAAAGUGAGAUGAAAGAGAAUAUAUAAUUGCUCCAAUUUACAUAGCACUUAAAUGUCCAAAGAGCCUUAACAGUGUUUCAUCCUUAUUUCGGAAGAUGGGAUGCUAGAAAAUCGGCUUGUGGGAGGUGAACAGGUUUAGAAUGUUUAACCUCACCAUGGAGUUGAUCCAGUUAAAUUUAUAUUACGGGAAUACCGGCACCUGAAAAACAUCCAGCAGCAUUUACUGUGGCUAGAAGGCUGAGUGAGAAAUGAAAUGAA